UCACGGAUGAACAAUAAGGCCAACAAAUAAGAGAGAAGAAUUGUACAGACAGGUGUCAGUAGCUGAAGUUAGUCGUCAUGGACAUACCUGUGGAGCUGCAGGCAUUUGUCCUAACCAAACUAGACGGGGCUUCCUUAGCCAGGGCAAAGCGUGUGUGUUCCUUGUGGAAGGAAGCCGUCAGCAAACUGGAAGUGUAUGGUAACAUCUGGAUGGGAUGCUGUCUGAAGGAAAUGGCCCCAGAGAUUCUGUGUCAGCUCUCUGGCAUACAUGAUCUGUGGGAGGUAACCAAAGUUUUGGAUCAGCGACUGUCAGAGAUGGCCCGUACACUUCCCUGGACAUUCUGGCGAGAUCUCUAUGCCAAGUUCUACCGCACCACGUAUAUCAAGAGUUGCUGUUCCUGGCAGUUCAAACCCCUUGUUCUUGCCCCUCCAAAUAACCAAGUCGCAACAUGUCUAAAACUUUGGGGUAACAUGCUACUGCUGGGAUACAAAAAUGGCUAUGUGUCUGUUUGUGAAGAUGUGGAGAAAGCUGUACCAGAGUUCUCUCCCCUUCAUCAUCAUGGCCGUCAAGUCACAGGGCUGGCCCUAGUCACCGCUAGUCACAAAGAUGGGGGUCCUGUACUGGUAUCUGUGUCGGGGGGUCAUGACAUACAAGUGACCGGCUUGGACAGAGAUACACAGUGCCAGCUCAACUAUCACAGUAAAGCUGUCUAUUGUGCCAGCUCAUGGAAGGAUAGCUUUGUCACAGGGGCUGGAGACUCUAUUUUACAUGGUCAGCCUGUCUGGAGAAUAGAGGCACCAAUGUCUGUACAGAGACACAUAGUCGUACAUGAACACCUGUCUGAGAGACCACCUGUACAGCCCAUGUGGGCUAAUCAGGUAGCCUCUGGUGAUGACAAGGGCAAUGUCCUGUUGUGGAACCUUCACUACCCUGAUGAACCUACUCACCUCGGCUGUUUUAACAGUAAAAUUCGCUGGAUUGAGUUGAGAGGCAAGCUCUUACUUUGGCUCACAGCCUCUGGUAUACUGUACAUUAGCACUAACUGUAAGUCCUACAGGAAGCUUGAUGUGUUUGGGAGUAUUCAUAGAAAGCCUGAAACAAUGGCAUUAAGAGGACCUGUGUUUGCAGUAGGGACAAUAGCAGGAUUCGUUCAUUUAUAUCAUGUGUCAAGUUUGAGAGAUUGGGAGGAGCUGGAACUGGGACAAGCGGACUCUGUCAUCAAAUUUGAUGCGGAACAUGUCAAUGCUUUAGACCAUCGGGGAGAAUGACAGUGGGCCCUGUGAUCGUUGUGGCCACUGAUGUCCAGGUUACUCUCGUUCACUGGAAAACUUUCACAGAUAGUGAGAAUGUUGGUGAAAUCAGAUUGGAACAUCAGCCUUAUGGCAAAGAGCUUCAUCCUUAGAAACUGCUUAGAUUGUUGUAUUGUUCUGGAGGGGAUCUUCUAAAGAACAUAAACCCUAAAGAAACUUUGUGGACUUUUUUCAGUGACGGUAACGUUUUUGAAAGACCUUAAUCCUGAACAAACAACUACGUAGAAUUAACUUUUGUGUUGUUCAGCAUGAGGCUAUGGUUUCUGAAUAAUCCUGAACAAACAACUAUGAAAACAACUACGUGGAACUAUGAUGUUGAGCAGGAGACGAUUUACAUGAUUUAUAAAGACUUAAUCCUGAAGAAUAUGUGAAUAACACUGGGUUUUCUACAGGUGGACUAUAAGGGUUCUAAAGAAUGCGAGACUUAAACUGUGCAGACUGUUGCAUAUUUCUCCAUGGGGCCAUAGAAACUUUCUAGAACUUAAAAAAACUGUUCAGAAGUUUGUGUCAUUCUACAGAAAAGUGUGAUAUAUGUUGAUUUGUGUGCUAAUUUUCUUACAAAAGCUCAAUCUUUUUUUACACUACCAUGUUUUGUGUAUUGAUAUUGUUGUUACAAAGUCAUAUAUUGUUGUUUUGUACGCCCAUAUUGUUGUUACAAUCUCACACAUUUUGUACACUUUUUUUGUAAGCUGGCGUUCGUUGUAAGUUCAUAGACGCGGAUAAAAUCUACUAUCUUAGACAUUAUUUUCGUUUAUGAGAGCUGUUGCAACUGUCGAUGAAUGUGACAUAGCUUAAAUAUGCGAUAUGGUUGUUUAUACCUUUUGUUAUUAGCGGUAGGCAUGCUACUUUUUUAAUUCUAUCAUAUAUAUUAAGUUGAGUUUCGUUUAAAAUGUCGGUCGCACACCACUUAUCUGUAUGUGGCCUACAUCCCUGUGAAGGUAAAGUUAUAAUUAACGCCAUGUUCGGAUAUCAUGCAGGUUCAGAUUUUUGUACAUACUGCUCGUUCUUAUAUAGCACAAAAAAUAUAACUUUUAAAGAUCACACACUGAAUUUGGGCGGAAAUUCACAACAUAAAAUUGACCACUAUAUAAGUGUAAAAAAGGGAAAUAGUGUUACAGACAAUAUUCUUAAAAUUUUGGGGAUAAUGGCUUUGACAGGCAGUUCACUCAUAGCUGUGUUGUAGACUUGGCCAGUCAUUAGCCUUGAAAGUGUCACACGAUGAUUGGCUCUGGUCUCAAAACACGUGUUACGUGUGAAUAGACAGACAUCGGUGCAAUAAAUCGGUGCAUUUUGAGGCUAUUUUAGGUGUUAAUCUGAUGCAUUUUGGUGCAAACGUUUAUGUGAACGAAGCUGACUGGAGAACGGCUACCCGUAAUGGCAAUGCCUAGCGAAACCAGAUUUAUUACAAAAAUAUCUUCCCAGAACCUACAGGAAAGAGUCUGUCCGAAAAUGAGAAUAUGCUGCUAUGUUAGGUAAACUCUCUUAUGUCAGUACAGCUCGCUAGGCCCUAAUGCUGACAAGCAUGCAGGCCGGAGACGAAGACGAACAGGACGGACAAAAGACGACGCUUGUGUCCACGAAGAUGGUCCUCACCGUGAGAAAAAGAAAUGUCGGUAGUUUGAAAACGGAACGGAGUUGAAACCUUUGACCGAGGAUCUGGCAUAAGUAUUUUGUCAUUGUCACAUUGUUUAAUACCUGUGGUACAGGAGAGCUCCUAAGUUUUGUAACGUCACGAAAGAUAACUAUAACAUGGCUAAAUGGCGUCACCAAAUGAGUGGCAAGGUAGUGAUGUUCAUUUUCUAUUUAUUUUGUUAUUAAAGCGGUGUAGAAUUUUUAAAAAAUAUUUUAAGGACAUAUUUUUAAAUUAAUUAAUUCAAAAUUAAUUGAAAUAAUACAGAUUUAGUGCCUGACUUUAUGUUCACUUCAAUUACAGUCCUUGCCAGUUAAAUGCCAUUGGCUGCCUUGCCGGGGGUUAAAGCACAACAUUUUUACCAAGUAGCAAUAAAAACCUCAUGUCAGCCAAGUCACAGCUGAACCAGGAAAAGCUGGAUUCGAACUUGUGACCUCGUUUCUCCGGGGCUGGUCGACCAAGGCGAGAUAAACGGAAGGCUUGAAAAUCACAUAUGAGGAUAAUAUUAAUACAUGGCAUUUCGAUCGUCGACUUGCCUAAAUUUCUAUGCUUUGUGGCCGAGGGGAGAUAAUUCUGAUGCACAAGAGCGCAAAAUAACUCCGCUGGCCCGGUCAUUUGGAGUACAUUUCAGUCGUACCGCGAAGUCUCGCCAGCUUAGACUGUUGCUUGAGUGGAAGCCGUGUUAUGUCCCAGUCACGUAACAGAAUAUGAAUAGCUGCUGAACAAAGGAAAAUAUGCACUAAGAAAAAAUGAAUUCAGCUCAAUGACAUUAACACAAGACAAAUUAAAUAAGAUAAUUCUAUGG
This is a messenger RNA of Liolophura sinensis, 3745 nucleotides long. RefSeq lists its product as uncharacterized. NCBI's taxonomy places the organism in Eukaryota, Metazoa, Mollusca, Polyplacophora, Chitonida, Chitonidae. The record is from RefSeq and is a predicted model, not a curated record. Gene Ontology annotation, molecular function: protein binding. The transcript has 8 exons. Bases 78 to 1268 code for a protein of 396 amino acids.